AGAACGUGUGUUAGCAGGGGCUCGCGCUGAUCCAAGUUAGGAGCUCUCAGCUGCUAGCCUCGGCCCAUCAUGUAAGUGCCUGCCGAGGUUUCUUUUGCAGAGCGCUUGCAGAAAUCUCCCCGUCGCGCUUUGCGAAGCGUGCAUUUGAAAUCUUAACAAUUGCACGGAGAAGAACUCACCCGACGGCCAAAGCUUCCGAUUGCAUGAAGAUCGGGGCUUGUUUUUUGCACCUUUGUUGCUGCUUGAAGCCUUGCUGCGAGGGAUAUAUGGAGGGAGGGAGCGAGGAUAGCAAAGUCUUUUGUGCUUCCCCUUCCCCCAAGCCGAAAGAGGAGAUGUCUGGGCCAAAAUCAGGUAAAAAGAAGCCCCCACUCAAGCUUCCGAAAGAGGCGUUUGAGAAACCCCAACCUGCACCCACACCCCCAAGAGACCUGGACUCCAAAGCCUGUGUUACCAUCGGAGAAAAGAACUUUGUUGUGAAGGCGGAUGAUUUGGAGCAGAUUGGAGAGUUGGGCCGAGGAGCGUAUGGAGUGGUGGACAAGAUGAGACACGUCCCCAGUGGCGUAAUAAUGGCUGUAAAGCGCAUCCGGGCCACGGUAAACACGCAGGAACAGAAGCGACUGCUGAUGGAUCUGGACAUAUCGAUGAGAACAGUCGACUGCUUUUACACUGUUACCUUCUACGGGGCACUUUUCAGAGAGGGUGAUGUGUGGAUCUGCAUGGAGCUGAUGGACACCUCUCUGGAUAAGUUUUACAAGCAGGUGCAUGAGAAGGGUAAGAACAUCCCUGAGGACAUCCUGGGCAAGAUCGCAGUCUCUAUUGUGAAAGCAUUGGAGCAUCUCCACAGCAACCUACAAGUGAUCCACAGAGAUGUGAAACCCUCAAAUGUCCUGAUAAACAUGCAGGGGCAGGUGAAAAUGUGUGAUUUUGGCAUCAGCGGCUAUUUGGUGGAUUCAGUUGCAAAGACUAUGGAUGCCGGCUGUAAGCCAUACAUGGCGCCUGAACGAAUCAAUCCGGAAACCAAUCAGAAAGGCUACAAUGUCAAGUCUGACAUCUGGAGUUUAGGAAUCACAAUGAUUGAACUGGCCAUUCUAAAGUUCCCAUAUGACUCAUGGGGAACACCAUUUCAACAGCUAAAGCAGGUGGUGGAGGAGCCGUCCCCCCAGUUGCCUGCUGACCGCUUCUCGUCUGAGUUUGUGGACUUCACGACACAAUGCUUAAAGAAGAAUUCCAAAGAGCGGCCAAACUACACAGAAUUAAUGCAACAUCCAUUUUUCACCCUCCAUGACUCCAAAGACACCGACGUCGCUAGCUUUGUGAAGAGCAUCCUUGGGGACUGAGCACGUCCCUCUCAGCAAAACUGACGUGUUGCCGCGGGGGGAAGACGGGACUGUUUCAGAAAAAGCACCAAUAGCAAGACUCAACACCUGUAAGACACGCCCACCUCAGCAGCGGUGCGCAAGCACCCAGGAAGGUCCGGGGAGAGAACACAAAAACUGAGGGGGGCGGGACGUUUCCUAGCAACACACCGGAGUAGGGCCUGGGACGGGUAUCUUAGUGCAUGCGUGCACGUAUGCGUGGGUUCGUGUGCAAGAGCGAGUGCGUCUGUGUGCGUGUGAAUUAUUUGCCUGCCUGUAUGUGCAUCCAUGUGCAUUAAAAGGUUUGACUGUCCCAAGUCUGAAUUUCAAGUCACACUUUUUCAAUCCCAGCUUUUCCUCUCAGUUCAUAAAGCCGUUUUAGCAUCAGGUGAGAGUCUGACAUCAAUGUUUCCCCACCGGCACUUCAGUAUCAAAGUAUUCAGCAAUGUUACCAACGCACCACGUCCAGUUAACUUAGAAAAAUAAAAAUGAGAGUGGUAUAGAUAUAUUUAUCUAUUAUCUAGAUAUGUAUAUAUACUCUAAUUGUCUCUUGAAUUUGUUAAAUGAGUACACGAGGACAAUAUACUGUGUUGCCUAUUAAAAAUGGAUGAAUGAACACUUCUUUCUUUUCUCUCCCAUCUGAAUUUGCGAAGACAGAUUGGUGCGUCUGUGUCAUCUUAUGCUUAUCUCAGAUCAGUUUGUAAAUGUUAAGGGUUAGCAACUGAAGAGCUGUCCAUGUUAACAGCUAGAUGAAAAGUACUUUGCUUGGAUGUCUGUGUGGAUAUGUGUGUGCGUACGUGUGUGCUUUAUUUGCAACUCUAUACCAAGGUAAUUUGGGGCAGAAGGUAUCUAAGUCCGUUGGCUACAACUAGUUGUCUCUGAGCCAAUCAAAUGAAUUGAUCUCUCUUUCCAACUGCAAUCCAACUGGAAAUAUAUUAUUACAAUUAUUUUUAUGAUGAUAAUAAUUAUUAUUAUACACAGUGCAUAUGUAUUAAAAGUAAUGAGGUGUUCUGCCAAUUCUGUACGUGUUGUAACUGCUGUUUUUCUCAUUGGAAACUUGACAAUUUCUUUUUAAUUUUACAGUUGCGUGCAGGUGUGAGCAUCUGAUCUUUUGCGUGCGUGCGCGUGUUAAAGUGAGAACGUGUGUGUGUAUGCAUGUGGACGUUGGGUUACGGUCUUAACACACGUAGCUGACACUUAUUUCAAAGCUUCACUGUGAUUUGGAAGCCUGAUUUUGUGCCUCUUUAAAAUGCAAAAAAAAUAAUCAAACACAUGAAAACUACAAGUCCCACAAUGCUUUGCUGUCCACAGUUUUCAGAUAGUGGCGACGGGUCUGUUGCUUUGCUUUUUGGGCUUCUGGUUUUAUUCUCGUAAUGUUUCUGUAAGGUGAAGAUGACGUAUGCGUGCGAACGUGUGGGUUUUUCCUCUUUGUGUUUUUUUUUUGUGUUUUUUUUUUGUCUUGUGACCACUGUAUACAGAAUGGAUAACACUGCUGAUUUGCCUGUAAUCGUUAUAUUGUUUGAUUCAAACAUAAAAGUUCUCUUAUAUCUUC
This is a messenger RNA of Triplophysa dalaica, 2907 nucleotides long. RefSeq names its product mitogen-activated protein kinase kinase 6 (gene map2k6). Gene Ontology annotation, biological process: protein phosphorylation; MAPK cascade. Gene Ontology annotation, molecular function: MAP kinase kinase activity; ATP binding. Lineage: Eukaryota; Metazoa; Chordata; Actinopteri; Cypriniformes; Nemacheilidae. The transcript has 12 exons. The coding region runs from base 204 to 1337 and encodes 377 amino acids. The record is from RefSeq and is a predicted model, not a curated record.